This is a messenger RNA of Ictalurus punctatus (channel catfish), 5530 nucleotides long. RefSeq names its product hemicentin-1. Gene Ontology annotation, biological process: cell-cell adhesion. Gene Ontology annotation, cellular component: membrane. The transcript has 14 exons. NCBI's taxonomy places the organism in Eukaryota, Metazoa, Chordata, Actinopteri, Siluriformes, Ictaluridae. Gene Ontology annotation, molecular function: integrin binding. Bases 489 to 3734 code for a protein of 1081 amino acids. The record is from RefSeq and is a predicted model, not a curated record.
GAUACCACAGCACACUUUCAGAGGUCUUGUGGAGUCCAUUCCUCGACGGGUCAGAGCUGUUUUGGUGACACAAGCGAGGACGUACACAAUAGUAGGCUGAUCAGUGUAAGAGUUCUUGUGUGAUACACGGUUUUUAAAUUUAUUUAUUUAUUUUAUUAUUUAGAAGUAUUUCAGAUAAUCGAAUAGCAGUGAGGCAACACCCCCUCAGUCCACCCCACGCUUUACAUCAACCUCAGAAGUGCCAUAUAGUACUGGCGAAUGAAAAAGCAGUGUCUCACUUGGGGUAUUUUUAAUCUUUCCGAGAAAACAAGGUGAGCUUUGGUGGAUUUUCCUCAAUCUGGCAACCGCUUCACCAACACAUACUUCUUCUCUCUCUCGCUCCAGCGCGGACAUUUGCGCGCACAGCUGGAGCGCACAUCACCAGACGCACGUUACCACUGCUUUCUGAAGUAACACACAGGACUAGUUCUACUACAGUGACUACAGACAUGUUGGACCACACGAGCCAAAGAGACUUAUUUGGGAUUUUACUUCCUUUAUUGUGUUUUUGCCUGGUACAAAUUCCUGGUACAUGUGCUGCAAACUCUCUGCAGCCUAAUCUACCUAGCACUCAACCUGCUCCUAAUGUGACAUCAGCUCCUCUCAACAUUACAGAUCACAGUGAUUGUCCCAUUAAAAUACAGCCUGUUAAAUUAGUGGUGGAGUUUGGAGAUUCAGUCUCAGCUAACUGUUCUACAACCAUCACCCACGAAGGCAUGGGCUGGGAGGCAUCUGACGGAGGAGUAGACAUGAUGCAAAUGGUCCAGAACAUCACCUGGAGGGUAGAGAGCCUCACGCACUGGGACAUGAAACCAAUUUGCUACAUAAAUGUAAACUCCGUGCAGUGCGAACUUGGGCCCUCAGUUACUGUUUACAAGCAUCCAGACCGGGUGUCCAUCAGCACCGUGAAUCACACAGGGCCGAUGAUUGAAGGCAGAGAGUACGAGCUCCAGUGUGAUGUUCAGAAUGUUGCUCCUGUUCAUCUCCUCACUGUGAGCUGGUACAAAGGACAACAUCUAGUGAAAAGAGAAAACUUUUCUGAUAAGAGCCCAUUUCCAUUUAAUAAAACCACAACACUUCAGAUCUCCCCGAGCAGAGAUGAUGAAGGAGUUCAGUACAGAUGUGAGGCAGAACUGAAUCUGGGACCAGAAGGACCUCAACCUCCUCCUAAAGUGACAUCAGAUCCUCUCAACAUUACAGUGUAUUUUGGACCUGAGCUUUCAAACUGUCCUGGUGUUGUACAUCUGAAUGAGGGAGCGAGUCUGGCAGGCUACUGCCUUGUCACAGGAAAACCAUUUCCUGAUUUCUACUGGAAGAGAGAGGAGUCUGUAUUUGACCCUACCACUCCACUUAAUAGGAACUCAAGUGGAGAGUACAAAAUCAUCAUCAACAAGAAUGUUACUUCCCUGACGGUGGAAGUGAUAUAUGGACCAGAAAUUUCAUGUGGACACCAUUUUAUAGUCCAAGAAGAUACAUAUUUCACACCCAACUGCACGGUUAACGGUUUUCCACAGAUUACUGAGAAUUGGUAUAAAGAUGAAGACGACAUCCUGUCAGGGUUCCCACGAACUAUGUACAGGAAUGCUGCAGGGAAUUACACUCUAAUAGCAAGCAACAACUACUCCAACGUCAGUCAUGUAAUACAAAUCGAGGUCUGGUAUCCACCCUCGGAGAUUUCAGAGCUGCAGAAUGAAAAUGUAUCUAUUGGCAAAGAUGUGGUGCUCAAGUGCGUUUCUUAUGCCAACCCUCGGCCCAGCUACAGAUGGAUCUACCAUCAGACAUCUAAUGUACGUAUCGUGGACGAAGAUGGCGUGUCUCGGCUGCACAUAACGAAUGCUGAUGGAGAAAACACUGGCACGUACAUGUGCAUUGUCACCAAUGUUUUGGGAAUAAAGAACAAAGCGGUCAGAGUUGAUGUUCAAGGUGCAAAGGCCGCAUGUCCGCUUUCUAUCAACCCGCAACCUGUAGUGUUGGCGUAUGGCAGUUCUCAUAAUGUGACAUGUGAAUCAUCUGUGCCUAGCGCAAGCUUGAGUUGGAAAUAUGCGGACAAAGUGCUUAAUGAGAGCACCUUGGUAAUUAACUCUAACUUGUUUACCGAUAUGCUGGGCUGGAGUGGAAAAGCAUCAUGCCUUGGACAUUUUGUGGGACUUGACGAUUGUCAAAAAGAUUUAAAUGUUAUCAUUUACAAGCGUCCAGACAAGGUGUCCAUUAGCGCCUCGAGUCACGCAGAGCCGAUGAUCGAAGGCGAAAACUAUACACUCCAGUGUAACAUUCAGAAUGUCGCUCCUGUUCAGUUCCUCACUGUGAACUGGUACAAAGGACAAGAUCUAGUGAAAAGUGAAACGGAUUUUGAGACCAAGGAUCUUAGUACUAUUAAUACGACACUCGUGAUCUCCCCAAGCAGAAAGGAUAAUAAAAAACAGUACAGUUGUGAAACAGUGCUGAAACUGGGACCACAAAGCCUUUGUGAAAAUAAAUCAGAUCCUCUCAACAUUGCUGUUCAUUACAAACCGGCUAUAACGGAUAAAUUGCCACCACGGGUCCCGGUCUUUCACGGCUAUCCGGUGGUGCUUAUUUGUGAGGCCAGUGGGUAUCCAGAGCCCUCUGUCGCAUGGAUCGUCAACAACAAUAGAUUCGAAGGUGGAAACCUGACAGUGAAAGAUAACGGCGGUGACUACACCUGCAUUGCAAACAAUUCUGUUGGGAGUGACACCAGAGUGGUCCAGGUAGUCCAGAAAGAUGUCAGUUGCAAGCUUGUGCUCAAGCCCCCUGAACUGCUGGUGAAGUACGGAGCUUCAGCGUCGGUGGAUUGUUCCACUGCAACUCCAAGCAACCACACAGGCAUGGGCUGGGAGGCGUCUCAGGGAGCAGUGGGCAUGAUGGAAGAUGUCCAGCUCAUCACCUGGAAGGUGGACAACCUCGUGCACUGGGAAAUACAGCCUGUUUGUUUCGUCAACACAUUGGCAGGGCAGUGUCAAAUCAAGCUCCCAGUAACUGUUUACAAGUUUCCAGACCAGGUGUCCAUCAGCACCGUGGGUCACACAGGGCCGUUGAUUGAAGGCAAACAGUACGAACUCCAGUGUGACGUUCACAAUGUUGCUCCUGUUGACCUCCUAACUGUGAACUGGUACAAAGGACAACAUUUGGUUGCAAAAACCUCAUUUUCUGACUCCACCAAGACUCCAGUGAAUCAGUCCACCCGAUUCCACAUAUCCCUGAGCAGAGCUGAUGAUGGAGUUCGCUACAGGUGUGAGGCGGAGCUGAAACUGAGCAGGACGAAAGCUGGAACUCAAGUUUCUUCCAAAGUGGCAUCACAGGUUCUUGGCCUUACUGUACAUUACCGUCCACAGGCCACCAGCGUAGUAGAGAUCUUCAACGAGACAACCAAAGUCGUCGCAUUGAACUGCACAGUGAAGGCAAAUCCUCCUCCGAGGUAUACAUGGAGCUCAACAAAUCUGGGGAAGGAAUUUAAUAUAGGCCAUCCAGUCCUCAACAUAUCAUCUAUGGGAUCUGGGAACUACACUUGCACAGCGUCGAAUGGAAUCGGCAGCGUCAGCAAACUGUUCGUUGUUAAAACUAAACCUAGAGGUGGAAAUCGUACCACUUUUUGGGCGAUUGUUGGCCCCUUUGUCGGACUGGCUGUGGUGACGAUCGUCGGUUAUGUAUCGGUCAAAACGAGGACUAUCAAGAAAUGAGCCUUCGCAAAUGUUCUUACCAAAGCAUUUCAGCGUUUGCUUUCAUAGGAUGAUCACCUGAAUUUACCACUUCAGAGACAAUCAUUCGACUAGGUUGUGUUCGAUUCAACACUGGUGGCUUCAUCGUGCGAAUAAGCACCACUGUUAGGGAUGGAAAAGCUUCUCUUAGUGAAAGAAGUUUCCAGCUAGCAUCCUAAAGGAUUUUUGGUUUGAUCCUUUGUGGGGGAACAAAACGUCAAGUAGAGCAGACAAUCACUCCUAGAACCCUCAAGGAACCCUCGAGGAACCGUUUUCUUAUUUUCAAAGAGUGUAUGGGCAGGUAGAUCCAUAUCUCCAUGUUUUUACUGUGAAUGUGCCUCAGCAGCCUCGUAAACGGCAGCAUUUGAGUCCGGUGUCCUAGUUUUUUGUUUCAUUCUUUAAUACUCAAUUUUAUUUAUCUUGUAUUGAAGUCAUUAUUUAUUAGAUGUGUAUUAUUAUAUUAGUGUGGUUUCAGACUUGUUUAACCAAAGUUGCUGUAAGUGUGUAAGCCGUCGAUUUUACUCAAGCUUUCUCACUUAAUCUCAGUUUCAAGCUUCUGUAUCCUGUGUGCAUAAACCAAGAGUUAACGCUAAACGCUGUCCUGAGUCGUUGUCAUUAGUAGGCUCACUCUGGGAAUUCAUCACUUAGUGAUUCAUUACUUUUGUCCUGUCACAGAAAGAUAAGGUGGUCAUUUAUCCUGUGUUUCGAUAUGCGUUCAUUUCUCUGGCUAUUUCACAGCAAGUGAGUCACUUCUACGUAGGUCUGCACUGCUGAGCCUUUCAUAGCACCUCAUUUAGUGAAACUCUUCCACUGUAUUUAACAUACUGUAAUUCUUUUCUCAUUUCUUUUCCUUAUUGAAGUAUUAAGAAGUAAAGGAACCUUCUAUUCAACUAUGGAUCUUUUCCAUCCAAAUAUAUUUAAUCCAAAUCUUGCCUAAAUAUUAAUGUGGUUGCAAAAGAUUGUACUUAUUUUUAAUCGAGUACACCUUCCACACAGGGCACUUUAUAGUGUACGUUUAUUUACUGACUGUAGCCUAUCUGCUGCUAUGUACGGUAAGACCAUCGCUUAGCAGAUAUUACUUGGGAAUUUCGAGUACAGCAGUGAUACUGACAUGGUGGUGUGUGUUGCUGGUACAAGUGUGUGUACUGGCCAGUAUUGGCCAGUGUAUUAGACAUACCUACCUUGUGGCUCUUUCAUUUCACCCCCCCCCCCCCCCCCCCUAAUAAUUGUGUCAAAUCCCAGCAAAACACACUUUAAGAUGUGAAUCUUAAGAUGUAAAAGAUGUGAAUACUUCUGAAAAGUACUUGAUUCUAUUUUAUUUUUAUUUUUAUUAUUAUUAUUAUUAUUAUUAUUAUUAUUAUUAUUAUUAUUAUUAUUAUUAUUUUUUACAUUGCAUUGUAUUUUAUGGUUUUAUCUGUUCAUUAAAAGACAGAAAGAUGUUUGGCGUGCACUAGAAUAGAAAUAAUAACUCACAACGGUACAUCAAAGUAUUAACAUGCUCACAAUGCAUUGUCUUUUGUGCGUCUUUAGUCUUUUUUUUUUUUUUUAGUCUUUUACUGUAGUAAAUUGGUUAUUCGGUUUCAUUUGAAAUAUUCUGAUAAAUAAAAUACUGUUCUUGUUGUUAAGGAAUUCGGUAUUAUUUAAUUUUUAUUUUUUAUUUUUAUUUCCACUGUGGAACAAAACUGUCUCGAGGAAAUGUAGCACACUCGUUUGUUUUUAAAAUUCAAGUGCAGUUUAAAAAAAAAAAAUAAAUAAAAAUUGAAUCCUCACUCCCAUAA